Messenger RNA from Dendrobium catenatum, 666 nucleotides. RefSeq lists its product as uncharacterized. Bases 1 to 666 code for a protein of 221 amino acids. NCBI's taxonomy places the organism in Eukaryota, Viridiplantae, Streptophyta, Magnoliopsida, Asparagales, Orchidaceae. Gene Ontology annotation, molecular function: nucleic acid binding; zinc ion binding. The record is from RefSeq and is a predicted model, not a curated record. The transcript has a single exon.
AUGGGUUCUGACUGCUUUCUCUGUUGGUUUGUAAACAUGGAAGCAAGGGAUAAUGUUCUAAUUGGUGGUCCAUGGUAUGUGGCUGGUCAGAUCAUUGGAGUGGAGAGGCUUCCAAAUUUACCAUUAGAAUAUUGGGAUGAAGCUAAUUUGGCUAGGUUGGCUAGGGGCAUUGGGGAACCAUUACUAAUGGAUGAGCAAACUAAACUUUGGAAUAGAUGUGCUUUUGCGCGUAUCUGCAUUAGAUUGGAUCUAUCUAAGAGAUUACCAAAGGAAAUUUGGGCUCAUGGUUUGGAAGGUGCUUUCUUCCAACCCAUUGAAUAUGAAUGCAUUCCUCUAAUCUGUUUAAAAUGUGGAAGGGUUGGCCAUAAAGCUGAAUUGUGUAAGGAGAUGUGUAUUCCACCUAAGCAGCAGGGCUCAAAGAUUGGUGAUUCACAGAAACUGGGAGGUACUGAGGCAGCUGGAUCGGGAUUGAAGCAUGAACCUGCUUGUGAUGGUAAGGGGGGAGUUUCAAACUCUGUAGCUGUAGAUGCGGAUCAUGGGGAAUGGACUAUUGUCACUAGGAGGAAGAGAUCUGUUAAUAAUACUAGAUCGAAACCUCAAUCUGUUAGUAGCAAGCAGACUAAUCCUUCUACUAAAUCUGUUUGGAGAGAGGUUAAUAAGAUGUAG